Messenger RNA from Aspergillus brunneoviolaceus CBS 621.78, 774 nucleotides. RefSeq lists its product as uncharacterized. The transcript is spliced from 3 exons. Lineage: Eukaryota; Fungi; Ascomycota; Eurotiomycetes; Eurotiales; Aspergillaceae. Bases 1 to 774 code for a protein of 257 amino acids. The record is from RefSeq and is a predicted model, not a curated record.
AUGAAGCCCGCAUCGCUGAAAAUCAUGAUGCCCGCGAUGACGGCGGCGAACCGCGAGCGCGCUCUUUCCCGGAGGUUGGUCAGGCGCUCCCUGUACGAGUAUUUCCAGCCGUGUCCGACGGCCACCCUGACACCACCCAGUGAAGAAUCCGACCCCUGGCUGGCGUUUGACUGGCGCACGCGUCGCUACACCUUCCGCCGGCUUUACGCUUCUGACACGCAUUCGCGGUCGUAUCUCUUUGAGACGAUCGCGGUGCCGCUGACGCUGCUCCAACGGCACUCCGAGGCGUUGCGCGUGCUGAGCGAGUACUUCACUCGGCUUAGCUACGUGAUGGUCGUCGUGAAUGAUCUUGUGGAUCAACAGGAGCAACAGAGGCAACAGCAGGAGCAACAGCAUGAGCGGCGGAAGAGCUGGUGGGGCCAGUUCGUGCAGUGGAGCUGGUGGGUCGAUAUCUCGCACUGGGCGCAGGGGGAGUAUCUUGGCCCGGAUCCGGCCACCCCCGGGGUUGGGGAUUGGAUCCAUGAAGAGAAGGCCAUGUUCAAGACGGACGUCUACAACAUCAUCCAACAGGCGUAUCGGCGAGUUCCUGCCUUGGAUCGUGUGCAGCUUCGGGUCCGCCCGGUUCGGGCCUGUCACAAGGAGGACGGCUGGAUUGGCAUGGCUCGCGGAAGUAGGUAUAGCGGCAUGGAUAUGGGCAUCCAGGUCUCGCCGAUUGAGCCCCUGUUGCUGACAGCACCUGAUGGUCCCGUAAUCAGAUCGGACUUGCGCAAGUAG